Molecule: messenger RNA, 2835 nt
Organism: Lachnellula hyalina
Lineage: Eukaryota; Fungi; Ascomycota; Leotiomycetes; Helotiales; Lachnaceae
Gene: cft2
Product: Cleavage factor two protein
Exons: 3
Coding region: 1-2835 (944 amino acids)
Biological process (GO): mRNA 3'-end processing by stem-loop binding and cleavage
Cellular component (GO): mRNA cleavage and polyadenylation specificity factor complex
Molecular function (GO): RNA binding
Source: RefSeq, a predicted model, not a curated record
AUGUUCACCUUCUCCUCACUUCUCGGCGCGCAGUCCGAGUCACCAGCAUCGCAAUCGCUUUUGGAGCUGGAUGGAGGCGUCAAGGUGCUGAUCGAUGUCGGCUGGGACGAGAGCUUCGAUGUGGCAAAGUUGAAGGAGCUUGAGAAACAAGUUCCAACCCUCUCCAUCAUCCUCCUCACACAUGCGACUAUCGCCCAUCUCGCAGCUUUCGCCCAUUGCUGCAAGCAUUUCCCUCUUUUCACCAGAAUACCCAUCUACGCGACGACUCCCGUCAUAUCUCUCGGACGAACCCUCCUCCAAGAUCUCUAUACUUCAAACCCCCUAGCCUCUACCAUAAUCCCUCCCGAGUCUCUGACCGAAGCUUCAUACGGAUAUUCGCAGUCAGCAACGGACCCGCAAGAGCAGCAUAUUCUUCUUCAACCUCCCACUGGCGAAGAAAUUGCUUCAUACUUUUCUCUCAUUCAUCCUUUGAAAUACUCCCAACCCCAUCAGCCGCUUCCCUCACCCUUCUCUCCACCCCUCAAUGGCCUCACAAUUACCGCGUAUAAUGCAGGACAUACUCUGGGAGGAACGAUAUGGCAUAUUCUUCACGGACUGGAAUCAAUAGUGUACGCGGUAGACUGGAAUCAGGCCCGAGAAAAUGUCUUGGCUGGCGCAGCAUGGCUUGGAGGAGCCGGAGCCGGAGGGGCAGAGGUCAUUGAGCAGCUACGAAAACCUACCGCCCUAAUAUCUAGUAGCCGGGGUGGGGAGAGAGUCGCUCUACCAGGAGACUCCAGUGCUCGAGUUCUGGAGCUGGCUUAUCUCUUGGAACAUGCGUGGAGGACAGAAUCAACCAGCGAGGAUAGUCCUCUCUUAUCAGCAAAGCCCUACCUCGCUAGUAGGAACAUCCAGGCCACAAUGCGCUACGCUAGAAGCAUGCUCGAAUGGAUGGACGACGGGAUAGUCCGAGAAUUUGAAGCUAUGGCUAGUGGACAGCAAAAGACUCAAAAUGGAGAUCAAGGAAAGCCAGGCGCCGGCCCGUUCGAUUUUAAACACUUGAAACUUCUUGAGCGUAGAGGACACAUCGACGGCAUCUUGGCCGAAACAGAUAAUCUAGGACGGUCUGUUGGAAAGGUUAUUCUUGCAAGUGACUCGUCUCUUGAAUGGGGAUUUUCAAAAGAAGUUUUGCGUAAGAUCGUUGACGAUCGCCGAAACCUCGUGAUUUUGACCGAGUGGAUGGGGAAGCCGGAGGUGGAAGGGACAAAGAUGGGAAUAGCGAGGACCCUGUGGUCAUGGUGGGAAGAACGCCGGGAUGGGGUAGCUGUAGAAACUGCUUCGAAUGGCGGCGACUUGGAGCAGGUGUACGCUGGUGGGAGAGAAGUUGAACUUCGGGAUGCUAAGAGGGUCGCCCUGGAAGGAAAUGAUCUUAACGUCUAUCAGCAGUGGCUGGCGACUCAACGCCAACUGCAGACUACGUUACAAGCAGGUGGCGCCACAGCCCUCGAGUCUGCAGAUGUCGUUGAUGAUGCCUCAUCGGAUUCAUCUUCUGAUUCUGAAGAGUCCGAGACUGAGCAUCAGGGAAAGGCACUCAACAUUUCGGCGACAAUGGGCCAGGCAAACCGGAAGAAGAUUGGCUUGAGUGAUGAGGAUCUUGGUGUUAAUAUCCUGCUACGUCGGAAAGGGGUAUACGACUACGACGUUCGCGGCAAGAAGGGUCGUGAGAAGAUGUUUCCCUUGACCAUUCGGAGGAAGCGGAAUGACGAGUUCGGGGAACUAAUUCGACCAGAAGAUUUUCUCAGAGCGGAAGAGCGAGACGAAGUUGAUGGCCAGGAUAUGCGUGGCCAGCCUGGUAAAUACGACACGAAAGAUACCCUGGGCAAGAAGCGAAGAUGGGACGAUGUUGCAGCUUCUGGUGGUCGAGGUAUGCCGAAUGGUGGAUAUAAAAGGCAACAAAUCGAUCAAAACGUCACAGGAGGAGGUCCAGAUCCCGUGGACUCUUCACUAGGAGUUAUGAAUGGCGAUGUGGCGGAUGAAGUCGAAGAAGUUGUCGGACCCUCGCGAGUUGUUAUUUCCACUGAAAUGCUCAGUGUUAACCUACGAAUUGCGUUUGUUGAUUUUGCGGGUCUACACGACAAGCGGAGUUUGCAAAUGUUGAUACCCCUCAUCCAACCGCGGAAACUGAUAUUCGUGAGCGGAAUGAAAGAAGAGACCUUGACUCUAGCAAGUGAUUGUCGGAAACUCCUUGCAGCCAAGAUUGGUGGCGUGGACGAAGCUACUAUUGAUGUCUACACGCCAGAAAUUGGUGUUAAAGUCAACGCCAGUGUGGAUACCAAUUCUUGGUCUAUCAGGCUUACGGAUGCUCUGGUCAAACGUUUUCGAUGGCAGAAUGUUAAGAACCUUGGGAUUGUUACUCUUACAGGUCGGCUGCAGGCUGCGGCUCAUGAUCCCCCAGAACCAGCAAAUGAAGGAAGCAACAAGAAACAAAAGAUGAUCAAGGGAGAGACCGAGGAGACUGUAACUCGAGAGGCUGUUGAUGAUUUUCAAGCCCAGAUGCCGACCUUGGAUAUCCUUCCCUCGAGUAUGGCAUCAGCUACAAGAUCUGUUGCUCAACCCCUUCAUGUCGGCGAUCUACGUCUGGCAGACCUAAGGAAGAUCAUGCAGUCUUCCGGACAUUCCGCUGAAUUCAGGGGUGAAGGAACUUUACUUAUUGAUGGCUCAGUUGUGGUACGGAAGACGGGUACUGGGCGUAUCGAGAUUCAAGGGAGCGGAUUAUCUGCUAUGGCACAGCAGGAGGGCACAUUCUAUGCAGUCAAGACCAAGAUUUAUGAGGGUUUGGCUGUGGUGGCUGGUGGGUAA